This is a messenger RNA of Ostrinia furnacalis (Asian corn borer), 1276 nucleotides long. RefSeq names its product paired box protein Pax-6. The transcript has 3 exons. Lineage: Eukaryota; Metazoa; Arthropoda; Insecta; Lepidoptera; Crambidae. Gene Ontology annotation, biological process: regulation of transcription by RNA polymerase II. Gene Ontology annotation, molecular function: RNA polymerase II transcription regulatory region sequence-specific DNA binding; DNA-binding transcription factor activity, RNA polymerase II-specific. The record is from RefSeq and is a predicted model, not a curated record. Bases 230 to 1237 code for a protein of 335 amino acids.
ACGGCACCGACUCCAUUAGUUCGCACAUUAGGCCGAGUUAGUCGAAUUAUUUAAUUAAAUAAAGUAAUUGAAUAACUUAGUGAAUUAAUAACGAUUAUUCGAUGCGGCCGGCUCUCAUCCAAGUUGAAGUGGACAAGUGAAGAUUUUAUUUUGAAAUGAAGUGACAGUGCCCGAUUACUUAUUGAAAGAAACGACUUUUUAAAUUAAUUUUUGAGUUUAAUUCGUGAAGAUGGAGCAGAAUAAAGAUACUCCCAACGGCAUCAGACCAGAGGCCGUAAAAAACUACGACAUGAAAGCAGCAGCUCAAGCCAACUACGGGAUAAACCACGUGAACUACACUGAGACCAAUCACAACCUGUUCCAGAUGAUCAAAUGCCACGAAGACAGUCUUCUGAGGCUCCAUCACCUCACAGCUGGACGCCAGAUGAACGGUACCUAUGACCCUUCUUACCAAAACGACCUAAUGUGGUACCCUAAAGACACCCAACGACAAUACAUCAAACCUGGCUACACCUACGACGAAAUGAGAAGGAAGUACGAUGAAGCAAAAGGCACUAAAGAAAGAGAAAGCCAGAAAGAGUCAGAAGAAGAAAAAGAAGGAAAAACAGACGACAGAAAGAAGCCAAGGAGGAACAGGACCACGUUUACGAGCCAACAGCUGGCAGCAUUGGAAAAGGUUUUCGAAAAAACCCAUUAUCCAGACGCUUUUGUUAGAGAGGACUUGGCGGCGCGAGUCAAUUUGACUGAAGCUAGAGUUCAGGUAUGGUUUCAAAACCGACGGGCCAAGUUCCGGAGAAAUGAACGAUCUGCAUUGUCCAGUCACCGGUCAUCCACAAGUCACGGAUCUCCUGAACCUAUACCAGUUCCAAUCGGAAUCCCAAACCAAGCUGACCCCCGACCAGAUUACAACAGAAACACCAAAGAACCCUGGCUACAUCACUUUCAAGCUAAUAAUCUGAACUUAAACAUCGGCAUCCCCAUCCCAAACUCAGGGCUAUACCAAAACGAUUAUUCCUUGAUGAUGCAAAAUAUGGGAAACAGGCAAUAUGUUCCUAACUCAAAUACUUUGAUGAGCCAAGGUGUAAUGGGCUACGGAGGCUCAACGGAAAAUUCUUACGGUUCGUGCGCACUUAUUAGUGGCUAUAGUGGCUCUUUACAACCCGCACAUCAUAGUUCUUACAACUUGAAUCUACGAUUACGCCCCCAUGAUUUUAGUAUAAAUAAUAUUACUUUAUGAGAUGUACAUUAUUAUGAAUUAUGUGAGUAAAUAACAUUU